UUCUGGUUAGCAGUUCGAAGGAAAUCAUGUGGAGCCUCGUUAAGCUCAGUUUCCUCCUAUCCACCGUCUUUCAUUCGAUCGCGGCAGAGUUCCAAAACCCUUACCAUCCGGUGGCCGCCCUGUUCGGUCCAAAGAACAAAUUCGUGUGCAAUGCCGUUGUCUUGGCCCGGGGUCGAAUCCUAACCACCGCCGAUUGCCUGUUCCUGCAGAAAAACAAAACCUAUGCGCUGGGAAAGCCCGAGGAGUUUCACGUGGCUCUCGAAACUCACUCGAUCGAGCAGUUUCAGAAUGGGAAAGCCUUUGCCAAAAGUUCAAAAUGGAAGUACUUGGAAAAGAUGCACCAAAAGUUUAGUGUGAAGUACGAUAAUAAGUUCGGGAAUAAUCUGUUCUCCGAUAAGCUGAAGGCCGAGGAGGAAAACUAUUUGAUGAAAGCGCUGCGGUCCGGUGGAAUCGAUCCCAAGGGAAGGACUAACUACGUUCAAGUGCUGAACUUUUCGAUCCACCCAGGGUUCAGAGGACCGUUCAGUAACGACUUGGCAGUGUUGGAUAUUCCGGAUGCAUAUCCAGCUGAUAAUUCAUCGGUCGUUGAAAUGUCUAAUGUGAAUGUUGAAUCGGCCUUCAAUCGGGUUGUUCAAGUACAUGGCUUUGGAGUAUUGAGUCACGGAGCAAAUGAGACCAAUAGAAUGGCGUAUUUUAAGGUGCGAACGGUAGAGAUGUACCUUAUUCCACCAGCUCGUUGUCAGUCUGACCUAGGGGAUCUGUUCGAACGCGAUCAACAUAUGUGUUUGAAACCGAAAUCGAAUGAAACGUUGUGCUUUGGAUUUACCGGGGCACCGAUAGUUCUGGAUGGAAAGCUGAUCGGAAUCGUUGAAUUUGGCCAUCAAAGCUGUAGUCUGGAGGCACCGGUCGUAGGAAUCCGUUUGGAUGCUUUCGGUGACUUUCUGGGUCUGAAGCCUUCCGGUUUCCUGGAUCGUAUUCGUGAUGCAUUUCGAAACUUGAUUGAACGUUUGAUGGGCGUUCGUUUGUAGGAUGAUGAGAAUCUUCUAAUAAAUAUACAUCUAUUGUAUACAUUGACCUUUUUCAGGAAGGUAUUGAUGCUACCCUCAUUUUCAACUUUUUUUAUUUUGGCAAAA
Messenger RNA from Ochlerotatus camptorhynchus, 1133 nucleotides. RefSeq lists its product as uncharacterized. Bases 27 to 1028 code for a protein of 333 amino acids. Gene Ontology annotation, biological process: proteolysis. NCBI's taxonomy places the organism in Eukaryota, Metazoa, Arthropoda, Insecta, Diptera, Culicidae. The record is from RefSeq and is a predicted model, not a curated record. The transcript is spliced from 2 exons. Gene Ontology annotation, molecular function: serine-type endopeptidase activity.